GUAGUUGCAACAAGGAAAAUGUGAAUUUUUUGGAGUUCCGGCGCAGCUGUGACAACAUGCAGCCCGGGCAGGUAAAGGCCGCGGCGGGUGUGGGAAAGCACGAUCCUUAUGCAGUGAAGGAAAUUUUGGAGAAACAGGUCCGGAAACCCUGGAAAUUGAGUUAUUACACGACCAAUUUUAGUAACGCCGAGACGAAAAAUUUUUUUCCGACGGGUGGAGCGGCGAGCACUGAUGUGACAAGCGGAACUACAAGUAGCUGGAACCACGAUCACGGAGACGGUCGAACGCCCUUCCGAACUACGGCCUCCCGAACGGGCAGACCACCCCCGCAGACACCCCGGACCAGAAGCGGAGUUGUACUCUCGCCUGGAAAUAAUCACCACUCUGCUGUGCGCCCAUCCCAACAUGCUGG
Molecule: messenger RNA, 412 nt
Organism: Amoebophrya sp. A120
Lineage: Eukaryota; Dinophyceae; Syndiniales; Amoebophryaceae
Source: the annotation of a GenBank genome assembly